Molecule: messenger RNA, 1991 nt
Organism: Paralichthys olivaceus (Japanese flounder)
Lineage: Eukaryota; Metazoa; Chordata; Actinopteri; Pleuronectiformes; Paralichthyidae
Gene: pdzk1
Product: PDZ domain containing 1
Biological process (GO): protein localization to plasma membrane
Cellular component (GO): apical plasma membrane
Molecular function (GO): signaling receptor binding; protein-membrane adaptor activity
Source: RefSeq, a predicted model, not a curated record
GUGGAAGCUACAGGAGAUAACAACCACGCAGUAACGGGUGAGCUCCUCCUUUGGACUGGGUCAGCGAGCAGAGAAGAGCUGGAUAUGGCUGGGUACAAGCAGAAGGUGAUUUCUCUAACCAAGAGGCAGGGUCAGACAUUUGGCUUCUAUCUCAGGGUGGAGCAUGGCGAGGAGGGUCACCUGGUUCGCUGCCUGGAAAUGGGAGGACCGGCCGAACUGGCAGGCAUGAAAGAUGGAGACCGCAUUAUCCGGGUCAAUGGAACAUUUACUGAUGCACUGUCCCAUUCCGUGGUGGUGGACCUGGUGAGAAACAGCGGACCCUCAGUCACGUUCCACAUCUUGGAUGAAGCCUCCUACAAGCAAGCAAAAGCACAGGGAGUAAACUUCUCCCAGCCUCAAAACAAACCGGUCACUAACGGUGUCGAGAAACAAGCUCCAAAACCCAAACUCUGCCACCUGCUCAAGUCUAGCUCAGGAUACGGGUUUUCUAUUCGCUCAGUCAAAGGUGAGCCUGGUUUGUUCAUGACGGAGGUGACCCCAGGAGAUGUGGCUGACAGAGCCGGGGUCAAAGCCAACGACCGCCUGUUGGAAAUCAACGGAGAGUCCAUCGAAGACUACACACACGACCAAGUUGUGGACAAGAUCAGGCUGGCAGGUAGCAGCAUUAUGUUCCUAUUGGCUGAUGAGGAAACAGACAAGCACUAUAAGAGCAAGCAUAUGAAGAUCGAAACCUGGUUUGCGACGACCAAGUACCUCCCUCACAAGCCGCGCAUAAUCAACAUGACCAAAGGACCUGAUGGAUAUGGCUUCUUGCUCAGGGAAGAGCCCAACCAAAGAGGACACUUCAUCAGGGACAUAGACAGAGGCAGCCCCGCAGAAAGAGCAGCUCUGAAGGACAUGGACAGACUGGUGGCUGUGGACGGCCAGGAGAUGGACAGCUGCACCCAUGAGCAGGUGGUGGAAAAGAUCAAGCAGAGUGGCAAAGAUUGCUGCUUCCUGGUGGUGGACAAAGACACGGAUCAAAUGUACUGGCAGGGGAGAGUGUCUCCUCUGCUUUUCUGGGAGGAGAUGAAGGAUUCACCACCCAGUUACACAGAGGCCAUCAAUUUACCUGCUCCUGUCCAACAACCCACACCAGUCCAGGAGAGGGAAGAGAAGCUCAAGCCAAAACUCUGUAAGAUGGAGAGGACCUCAGCUGGGUAUGGCUUCCACCUUAACGGCAUCCAAGGAGUUCAUGGACAGUACAUUAAGGUGGCAAAGGGUGGAGUGGCUGACCGGGCAGGUCUGGAAGACGAGGACGUUGUGGUGGAGGUGAAUGGAGUGAACGUGGAACAGAGUGCCCAUGAGGAGGUGGUGGAAAUUAUCCGUAACAGUGGCAGCUCUCUGGAGAUGCUGGUGGCUAAAAGGAGCGUCUAUGACGAGCUCAAAGCUCAAGAAGUGGCCAUCACGCGGCUGCUACUUGAGGAAACCUCCUAUGUUCAAGUUCACAAUCAAGAGCGCAGCAAGGAGGAGCAACAUCAGGAGGAGGCCAGGCCUGAAACACCAUCUGAACCAGCAAGAGAGCGGACCUCGUCAGUGUCAUCAUCUGCAUCUCAAGAAAGUGUCGACGAGAGGCUCUGAGAUCUCACCCUGAGGACACAUUCCCUGAUUUGGCCUUUGUCAAUUUAACAUUGAUCCAUUGUGUUGGUUUUUAAAUCAGCUCUGUGAGCUUCACUUCUUUCAAUUAAUAUCACACAAGAGACAAAGGAAAACAGAAUGAAGGCGAAAAAAGACUUCCUAAAAUUCACUGUCACGUAUUCACUGCAAUUUUCAAUCAAAUAAGAAAAGCUGCAUUAGCUUUAUGGAAAUGGAAAAGAACACAAACAUGUUCCUGAAAACUAUAGAGUAUGGCGGUAAUGAGAUCUACUUGUUGAUGAACCUGUGUGAUGAUAACUUAUAUCUCCCUACGAAACAAAACUGCUGCUAAUAUUUAAUGAUCUAAGAAUAAAAUU